Molecule: messenger RNA, 1287 nt
Organism: Pseudocercospora fijiensis CIRAD86
Lineage: Eukaryota; Fungi; Ascomycota; Dothideomycetes; Mycosphaerellales; Mycosphaerellaceae
Exons: 14
Coding region: 1-1287 (428 amino acids)
Source: RefSeq, a predicted model, not a curated record
AUGAACACUCCACGGGGCCGCAUGGAGCGGAUUCCAGAACUAAGACAGAUGUUGCCACCAAUAAUGAAUCAUGACACGAUCGUAAAACCUUCAGAGAUUAUUAUUCUCGACUCUUUUCGCGAAAGUUCGUACCAAGCGCGCGUUCUGGAAGGAUUCGGUUCGAUUCGCGCCAGAAGAAAAAAAACACACGAAGUGGUACAGAAGGAGAAAUCUCGUGUCAGGCUACUUGUGCUCCAGACCGCAGUUCGCGAGGAUUUUGGCUCGAAAGGGAAAGGAAAGGAUCAAAGCCACGUCUUGGCAGCACGCCUCCCGAUGGUACCUGGAGUGCAGGAAGGGUUUUUUCGGAUGAGGCCGAGUGGUGGAAGCGAGGCGAGCAGGCAUGAAGACACUAUGGCAUGGCUCGUCUCGUAUCGGGAGGACACAGAAACAUACAGUUACAGUAGGAUUGUUGGAGGUGGGAGGGAGAGUGAAACAGCGAUCACGAUGGUUGUGUAUGAGGUGGAGGGUACCAAGGCAUUGCGUUCGCGAUGGGAGUGGAGCGAUGCAGCUUGGCUCAGCUGGUGGUCCAGGUCUGGGCGGCGGCAGAGGCGAGCUUCGGCCUUCGUGAUUGCACAGCGCGGUGGUGGCGACGGCGACGGCGACGACGAUGGAAGGUGUGACGAUGGUCAUGUGCUCGGCGAUUGGGCGCACGCCGACCACAUUUUCAUUGCGGGCGCCGACAACGAGGCCGUCUUCGGAGUAGUGCUUGCAGGCGAACGGAGGAGGAAUCAGGAUGGAUGGCUGCUCGGGGGACCUCUGGAAUUUGCUCAGCGCUGGCUGCGGAAGGGGAGUUGCAUUCCGGGCAGCUUCCCCGACAACUUCACGAACAGCACGACAUGGUCUGAUGCCGGCACAGAGCAGCUGCUGAAAGGCGCAUCCAAGGGCAAAGAACGCCACACAUCUGGCACGCGUGAUUGGCCGCGCGCAACCCCGUGGAGCGCCCCGACUGAAUCUGGAGGCAUCCACGUGAGAGCGCAUAUGCAAUUUCGCGCUUCCUGUAUUCUAAUGUGUCGUCCGUGCGCUCGCCCGCUCCCCGCCAAAGCUGGAGCAUGUGCUGCGGCUUCUUUUAUAUUAGACUCGCGUGUUUCCUCUUCGCCAUUGUUUCCGACACAACGUGCAUUCGCUCCACUCCUUCCUCCUCUCGCCCUGCCCUCGAUAACCGACGUCGGCCCUCGAGCUCACUCACCUUGCUUGGAAGCGACUUCCACCCUUCGCUCCGCUGCAUACCUACAACAACAACACCUAUAG